Molecule: messenger RNA, 1023 nt
Organism: Symbiodinium natans
Lineage: Eukaryota; Dinophyceae; Suessiales; Symbiodiniaceae
Source: the annotation of a GenBank genome assembly
AUGUCGGGGAGGGAGCUUGGCGGCCAAUACAUCCGUGAGCGAAACGCGUUCUCACCUGGUCAACGUGGUAUCAGUCUCUUGGAAAUGCUUGGCUGUCUUCUGUUCCUAGGAUUUAAAGCUCUCUUAGAUGCCAUCCGCAUAGCUUCGUUGCGAGGGGGCUUUGGGAUUAUCCUGCGACUAACGACUCCUUGGUCCUUCGCGACUCCAUGGCAGAUGUUCCUUCGGGCGGCGGAGAACUAUGUGGAUGCCAGGGUGCUGCCCUUACCUGUGGACCAGCAAGAAAGCACCGGGGUUCUCUUGAACCGCAUGGCACCUGAAAUCGUGCAAUCAGCAAAGCAGCGGUUGGAGGGGGCUCUCAAGACCUUCCAAGACGCGCGGCGUGAACUUGCGCUGGCCUAUGGCGAGCAGACGAGGGCCUACUUGGUGCCGGAGUAUCUCCGAAAUGCAAGGGAGCAGAACGCCUUCAUCAUAGCCAUUGCAGGGAACCAGAGUGUCGGAAAGUCUUCCUUUGUCCGCGCGUUCCUGGAUUUCGAGCAACCGACAGAUCCCCCAACGACCACAGCUCCCGUCCCGUACGUCUACCCAACUCAGUCCGAUGUACCGUGCAUGUUCUGGGACCUGCCACCUCUUGGUGCCGCCGGCUACCCCGCGGAGACCUACAUGAAACUUCUGGGCAUGCGGCAUUUCGGCCUAGUGGUCGUGAUGACGGACAACAAGAUAGCGGAGGCGGAGCUGCUCCUACUUGACGAGCUGAAGCACUGGAAGGUGCCCUAUGUGGUUGUGCGAAAUAAGCUGGACGUGGACAUCGAGCGAGAGUUCAUGGCAGAGCAGCUUGUUUGGGAUGCGCGCGGCUUGAAGGAUGGACUGGACGACACCGUCCGGGCGGAGAUCCUUUGCGAUACCGUUGCCAGCGUCAAGGAAGACUUGUCUGAUCUUUACGACGUGGAACGACGGGAACUGAGUUUGUUGAUUCUUCACUUGGCACUUGUGAAGGUAGCAGCGGUGGCAGUAGCAGUGGCAUGA